UCAUUCACCGACUUAUUACGCAAGGCAAAAAAGCAAGAAAUAAAAGCACAAAAAAGUGAAUCACCAACCAGAAAAAAAACUCCCUCAAAUCUCAAUUGAAGCCUCUUCAAUGGCGGCGGGGGGAGGGGAAUCGAAGCAAGCCGACGCGAUGCCGGAGGAGACUUGCUCGGCGAAGGCCGCCGUGAAGCAAGGCGAGGGUCUCCGGCAGUACUACCUCCAGCACAUCCACGAGCUUCAGCUCCAGGUCCGACAGAAAACCCACAAUCUCAAUCGCCUCGAGGCUCAGCGUAACGAACUCAACUCCCGAGUGAGGAUGCUUAGGGAAGAGCUGCAGUUGCUUCAAGAGCCUGGAUCUUAUGUUGGUGAAGUCGUUAAAGUAAUGGGAAAAAACAAGGUUUUGGUCAAGGUUCAUCCAGAAGGGAAAUAUGUUGUUGAUAUUGAUAAAAGUAUUGACAUCACAAAGAUUACCCCAUCAACUAGAGUUGCUCUCCGCAAUGACAGCUAUGUUCUUCAUUUGGUCUUGCCAAGCAAAGUUGAUCCUUUGGUCAACCUCAUGAAAGUUGAAAAAGUUCCAGAUUCUACAUAUGACAUGAUUGGUGGGCUUGAUCAACAAAUCAAGGAGAUAAAGGAGGUCAUUGAGCUUCCAAUUAAACAUCCUGAAUUGUUUGAGAGUCUUGGAAUAGCUCAACCAAAGGGUGUUCUGCUGUAUGGGCCACCUGGUACAGGGAAAACACUUUUGGCUAGGGCUGUGGCUCACCAUACCGAUUGUACCUUCAUCAGAGUUUCUGGUUCUGAGUUAGUUCAGAAAUACAUUGGAGAAGGCUCUCGAAUGGUUAGAGAACUUUUUGUCAUGGCCAGGGAGCAUGCUCCAUCCAUUAUUUUCAUGGAUGAAAUCGAUAGCAUUGGGUCUGCUAGAAUGGAAUCUGGUAGUGGAAAUGGUGAUAGUGAGGUGCAGCGGACUAUGUUGGAGCUGCUUAACCAGUUGGACGGAUUUGAAGCAUCAAACAAGAUCAAGGUUUUGAUGGCAACAAAUCGUAUCGAUAUUCUGGAUCAAGCGCUUCUUAGGCCAGGGAGAAUUGACAGAAAGAUCGAGUUUCCAAAUCCUAAUGAGGAGUCUCGUUUUGACAUCUUGAAAAUUCAUUCAAGAAGAAUGAAUUUAAUGCGCGGGAUUGAUCUGAAGAAAAUUGCAGAAAAGAUGAAUGGUGCUUCUGGUGCAGAACUCAAGGCUGUGUGCACAGAAGCAGGAAUGUUUGCCUUGAGGGAAAGAAGAGUUCACGUGACGCAAGAAGACUUUGAGAUGGCAGUGGCCAAGGUAAUGAAGAAGGAGACCGAGAAGAACAUGUCGUUGCGCAAGCUUUGGAAGUAGAUUUUUAGAUUCAUAAUAUGCUCGUUGUAAGGCAACAGACGCAGAAGACAAGAUUUACUGGUGCUCAUACUUGUUUUUUCUUAUAUGCAAAGUUUGCGAGCCCUCAACUGUGCCGACGCUCGGCUUUUAUGCAUGUUUAUUGUUUACGGAGUUGAGACUUUCGUUCGGCCUCUCAUUUCUGUGAAUGGUUAGGUGAUAUUCUUGUGGAAUUUCUCCCUUUAAUGCUUUGAUGUCUCUAAUUCGUUAUGAAUUUGUCGUACCGAUUGCAAAAUUGAAAGCGCCUUACUGGUCAUUAACCUAUGUGAAAACAGAAAACUUCUAUCAAA
Molecule: messenger RNA, 1692 nt
Organism: Morus notabilis
Lineage: Eukaryota; Viridiplantae; Streptophyta; Magnoliopsida; Rosales; Moraceae
Product: 26S proteasome regulatory subunit 8 homolog A
Exons: 10
Coding region: 110-1366 (418 amino acids)
Biological process (GO): proteasome-mediated ubiquitin-dependent protein catabolic process
Cellular component (GO): proteasome regulatory particle, base subcomplex
Molecular function (GO): ATP hydrolysis activity; ATP binding; proteasome-activating activity
Source: RefSeq, a predicted model, not a curated record